Molecule: messenger RNA, 1065 nt
Organism: Plasmodium knowlesi strain H
Lineage: Eukaryota; Apicomplexa; Aconoidasida; Haemosporida; Plasmodiidae
Product: pyridoxal kinase, putative
Exons: 3
Coding region: 1-1065 (354 amino acids)
Biological process (GO): pyridoxal 5'-phosphate salvage
Cellular component (GO): cytosol
Molecular function (GO): pyridoxal kinase activity
Source: RefSeq, a predicted model, not a curated record
AUGAAUACCAACGCGAGUAGGGAAAACAUUAUCUCCAUUCAGUCCCAUGUGCUCGAUGGAUUUUGCGGAAAUAACAUCGCUUCCUUCGUGUUAAGGAGGAGGGGGCACGCCCCCAAAAUCUUCAACACGGUCCAGUACUACUCCAAGUACAAGCACGUGGGGUUUGAGAUGAAGCAAGAGGAAAUGCAAACCAUUUUGGGCGCACUGAAGGCAGACCUGGCCGCCAUGGAAAGUGGCAACCGCGGCAAGGGAAACCAUAGAAGUGGCGUGUACUUCUUGACAGGUUAUAUAAAAACGAAGGAGUGCGUCGAAACAGUGAUGAGCCACAUCUGGGAGCUGAAAAAUGAAUACAAUGAAAAAAGGGACAAGCAGAUGGAUGGUCAUUUGGAUGCACCCUUACCAAUAGAAGGAAAAAUGAACGGCGAUGCUACCAAAUGGCAUAACGGUAAUUCCUGUGCAGAUGAUUCCUUCUUGGGAAAACUACUGAGUGUAGACUUCCUCUGGAUUUGCGACCCAGUAAUGGGAGACAACGGCAAGCUAUACGUCGAUAAGGAUGUAAUUUUUGCGUACAAAAAGUGCAUUCCCUUUGUGGACAUCAUGACCCCCAAUCAGUUCGAGUUAGAGUUACUAUGUGACUGGAAAAUAAAGAAUGAGAACGACGUAACUACAUGUAUUCUUUUUCUAUUAAACAGAGGAGUGAAAUUAAUUGUCGUAACCUCUGUGCAGUACCCCUUCGAUAAGGACCACCUGUACUCAUAUGUUGGCUACCUAAACAGCCAAGGAGAGCUAGUCACCUUUAAGUAUAAAAUAAUUAGGUUCGAUUUUAAUGCGUGUGGCUCAGGCGAUUUGUUCGCGGCCCUGCUACUCUCCUUCGUCAUUAGACACCGUGGAAAUGUCCGGUUGAUUGUUUCGAAGGUUUUGAACAUCGUACAUAAUGUGAUAAAGAACAGUCUAAGCUCCGGGGAACUGAACAUAAUAGAGAACCAAGAUAUAAUCGCCUGCGACGGACUUUGUGGCAACUUCAUUAAGGCGGAACCCGUUUGUGCAACUCAUCUCACACCCUAA